Trichechus manatus latirostris (Florida manatee) is the source of this 449-nucleotide messenger RNA. Its product is annotated as myelin P2 protein. Gene Ontology annotation, cellular component: myelin sheath; cytosol; nucleus. Gene Ontology annotation, biological process: fatty acid transport; membrane organization. Gene Ontology annotation, molecular function: fatty acid binding. The record is from RefSeq and is a predicted model, not a curated record. Bases 51 to 449 code for a protein of 132 amino acids. NCBI's taxonomy places the organism in Eukaryota, Metazoa, Chordata, Mammalia, Sirenia, Trichechidae. The transcript is spliced from 4 exons.
UGAUUCUCCCGAAUCCGGCCUAGAACUGUGGUGAACACUCACCCACCAAGAUGUGCAAAAGAUUCCUGGGCACCUGGAAACUUGUCUCCAGUGAGAACUUUGAUGAUUACAUGAAGGCUCUGGGUGUGGGCUUAGCCACCAGAAAACUGGGAAAUUUGGCCAAACCCAGAGUGAUCAUCAGCAAGAAAGGGGAUAUUAUAACUAUAAGAACGGAAAGUACCUUUAAAAAUACAGAGAUCUCCUUCAAGCUAGGUCAGGAAUUUGAAGAAACCACAGCUGAUAACAGGAAAACAAAGAGCAUUGUAACCUUGCAGAGAGGCUCACUGAAUCAAGUACAGAAAUGGGAUGGCGAAGAGACAACAAUAAAGAGAAAGUUGGUGGACGGGAAAAUGGUAGUGGAAUGUAUAAUUAAGGGUAUAGUCUGCACCAGAGUCUAUGAGAAGGUCUGA